Molecule: messenger RNA, 604 nt
Organism: Coffea arabica (coffee)
Lineage: Eukaryota; Viridiplantae; Streptophyta; Magnoliopsida; Gentianales; Rubiaceae
Source: RefSeq, a predicted model, not a curated record
AUGGAAUUUUGUCCAACUUGUGGGAUGUUAUUCAGAGAAUUGCCACAUAUGGACCGCCCUGCCAGAUUCUUCUGUCCAACAUGCCCGUAUGUAUGUCACAUAGAUAGUAAGGUUAAAAUAAAAAGAAAGCAUCGGUUAGUUAAGAAAGAACUAGAUCCUAUCAUUUCCAAAGACGACGAGCUUGACAAUUUACCAGAAACUGAAGCUCCGUGUCCUAACUGUGGUUAUCUUAAGGCAGCCUUUGGUCAACAACAGACCAGAUCUGCUGAUGAGCCGAUGACAACCUAUUACACAUGCAAGAAAUGUAGACACAAUUGGAAAGAAGACUAACAUUGCUAUUCAAGCAAAAUCUUUUGGCUUACUGCUGGUUUUCCAUGAAGUUACUCUUUUUAGGGGAAGCAUUACUCGUUGACUGGGUUGUAUUUCUAUCAAUUCAGCAUUAAGCAUCUUGGUGUUUUUGCAGAGGCUCCGUGCCUAUGACUGUUUGUUGUGUGCUACCUGGAAUGAUCUAUACUUGCCUCUUCGUUUCUCAUAGUUCUGUUAAGCUAACUGAAAACCAAGAGCUAACCUUCUUUAAUUAGUCAUAAUUUUCACCAUCCUGAUA